Messenger RNA from Lasiodiplodia theobromae, 4392 nucleotides. Its product is annotated as DNA polymerase alpha catalytic subunit. Gene Ontology annotation, cellular component: alpha DNA polymerase:primase complex. The record is from RefSeq and is a predicted model, not a curated record. Lineage: Eukaryota; Fungi; Ascomycota; Dothideomycetes; Botryosphaeriales; Botryosphaeriaceae. The transcript is spliced from 4 exons. Gene Ontology annotation, molecular function: single-stranded DNA binding; pyrimidine nucleotide binding; DNA replication origin binding. Bases 1 to 4392 code for a protein of 1463 amino acids. Gene Ontology annotation, biological process: DNA replication; lagging strand elongation; leading strand elongation.
AUGGCCAAGAGAGGAGCCCUGGCCGAGCUGCGAGCUCUGAGAGCCGCGGGCAAGACUCGCCUCGACAGCUACCAGGUCGAAGAGGAAAAGCAGCUCUAUGAGGAAGUCGACGAGGAGGGCUACAAGAAGGUUGUCCGCAGCCGUCUUGAUCAAGAUGAUUUCGUUGUCGACGACAAUGGCGAGGGUUAUGCCGACGACGGCAGAGAGGAUUGGGACACCGAACGCCUGCCCCAGUACGACAGCGAGAGCGAGGAAGAACGCCCGCUGAGGGGGAAAGCUGCCAAGAGGAAGCGGGAAGAGGACCGCGAAAGACAAGAGAAAGCAAAAAAUGGUAUCAACAAGUAUUUCAGCGCACAGGCUGCUACCGCUGCUUCCAAACCCAAGCCCGCGAAAACCGUUGAGGACGAGGCUUUCAUGGCCGAUCUUUUGGGCGAAGUCGAUGCCAACGUACCCAGCCGCCCGCGAAUGAAGCCCGUGAAGUCUGAGACUCGACGAAAGACUCGCCUUCUCUCCCCGCCCAUCGAAGAGCGCAAAUCCAAGCCCCGGCAGACCCAGGCUGAAGACUCCAACAUCAUGGCCGAUACCCCACCAACCAAAAGUAUAUUAGACGAAGACAACUACAUCCCGCCGGCAGACGAUGAUGUGAUGAUGAGCGACCCGCCACUACCGUCAUCCCCGGUGACGAAGGCUGUUGAGCGGAAGUUUUCUCAGGUCAACGUGAAAGCAGAGGAAGAAGACGAUGAUGAUCUCAUGGAGGUAGAGCAGGCUGUUGGCCAUGCCGGUAUUCGAACCGCAGGUGUCAACAUGGCCGGAAGCAGGCCUGCGCCGAAGAUCAAGAAGCAGGAUCCGUACUCUAUACCGUCUAGUCCACCCCAAUCACGACCAUCGCAAGACACUGAGCCCACUUGGAACAAUAUCGUCCAAGGGCAGAACGUUCAGAGCAGCCCUGCGGUUGAAAACUCGUAUACCAUGGGGAAACUCAGACCUGAAAGUGCUCUCGAAGAUGACGGUAGCCUCAAGUUCUUCUGGAUCGACUAUACCGAGGCCAGCGGCAAUCUCUUCCUAUUUGGAAAGGUCAAGGAUAAAACUACCGGGAAUUUUGUCAGUGCUUUUGCAAAGAUUGAUAACAUCCUCCGCAAAUUGUAUUUCCUGCCCCGAGAAUACCGCCAGAAGCACGGCCGGGAUACGGAAGAAGAGGUGGGCAUGGGUGAUGUCUAUCAAGAGGUGGACGGGCUGAUGUCUAGAUUCCAAGUGGACAUGCACAAGAUCAAGCCCUCCACUCGCAAAUACGCUUUCGAACUUCCCGGCAUCCCGAAGGAAGCAGAAUACCUCAAGCUUCUUUAUCCUUACACCAAGUCGGCACUUCCAACGGACUGCAAAGGAGAGACUUUCUCUCACGUAUUCGGAGCCAACACGUCCAUCUUCGAACAGUUCGUGCUAUGGAAGAACAUCAUGGGCCCAUGCUGGUUGAAGAUUGAGGGGGCAAACUUCAACGCGGUCAACAACGCCUCGUGGUGCAAGCUCGAAUUCCAAGUCGAGAAGCCGAGUGGCAUCACUACCCUAGGAGACGCCGACAACCUCGAGGCCCCUCCGCUUACGCUGAUGAGCAUCGCACUGAGGACAACUUUCAACGCCAAGGAUAACAAGCAGGAGAUUCUUGUCGCCAGUGCUAGGGUCUACGAGAAUGUUGCGUUGACAGAUACUACCCCUGCUGAAAAACUUCCUUGCAAGACGUUCACUGUCAUGCGUCCCAACGGCGACUCCUACCCAACUGGUUUCAAAUACGAGGCUGAGAAGCAUGCCGGUACCAUCAAGAUGGAGAGGAACGAGCAGGGUCUUCUCAGUAUAUUCAUGGCGAUUCUUGGCAAAAUGGACCCCGACGUCAUCAUGGGUCACCGUCUUGAGGAUGUCGACUACAGUAUUCUUCUCAACCGCCUGCGUGAGAAGAAGACCCCUGGCUGGCACAGGAUCGGCCGCUUGAGAAGAAGGGAGUGGCCCAAAAACCUCGGAAAAGGUAGCGGUAGCUUCUUUGCUGAAAGGCAGAUUGCGGCAGGUCGCCUCCUCUGUGAUCUGGCAAAUGAUCUCGGCAAGUCAUUGAUGACCAAGUGUCAGUCUUGGAGCUUGAACGAGAUGUGCGAGCUGGUCCUCGGUGAAGGCAAACUCCGUCAAGAUAUUGACAACGACACGGCACUAAAGACAUGGGCAACGAAGCGCGAAGGUCUGAUGAAUUAUCUCAGACAUUGUGAAGCCGACACCUUCUUCAUUGCGGCCAUUGCAUUGAAGGUUCAAAUGCUUCCUUUGACCAAGGUUCUCACCAAUCUUGCUGGCAACUCUUGGGGACGCACCUUAGGGGGUACUAGAGCCGAGCGGAACGAGUACAUUCUGCUUCACGAAUUCCACCGUAACAAGUACAUUUGUCCCGACAAGGUUUUUGGCAAGGGCAGCAAAAAGCCGAGUGAAGAGUCUGUGGAAGGGGAAGAGGGUGCCGAUGCCAAGAAGAAGGACAAGUACAAGGGUGGUCUCGUCUUCGAGCCCGAGAAGGGUCUCUACGACCGCUUCAUUCUUGUCAUGGACUUCAACUCUCUGUAUCCCAGCAUUAUCCAGGAAUUCAACAUCUGCUUCACCACUGUGGAGCGGUCCGACAUCAGCGAGGAGGACGAGAAGGUUCCCGAAGUUCCGGACGCAUCCCAAGACCAAGGCAUCCUUCCUCGACUCAUUGCCACACUCGUCAAUCGGAGAAGGGAAGUCAAGAAGCUAAUGAAGGAUCCCACGGCCUCUCGAGACGAACUCGCGACCUGGGACAUCAAGCAAAUGGCCUUGAAGCUCACUGCUAACUCCAUGUACGGUUGUCUUGGUUACACGAAAUCGCGAUUCUAUGCCCGUCCUCUUGCUAUGCUUACAACAUACAAAGGCCGUGAGAUUCUGCGCAGGACAAAGGAUCUGGCUGAGAGUAAGAUGCUUCGUGUCAUCUACGGUGAUACCGACUCCGUCAUGAUCAAUACCAACAUGGACAACAUGCAAGACGCGCUCAAGGUCGGGAACGAGUUCAAGAGAGACGUCAACGACAGCUACAAACUUCUUGAGAUUGAUAUCGAUAACGUGUUCCGCCGCCUGCUUCUCCAUGCCAAGAAGAAGUAUGCCGCUAUCAACAUGAUCGAGGUGGACGGCAAGUGGACGGAGAAGCUUGAGGUUAAGGGUCUUGAUAUGAGACGUAGGGAGUACUGUGCUCUGUCCAAGGAAACGUCGUCGAAGCUUCUCAACUUCCUGCUCUCUGGAGAAGAUCCCGAAGCUGUCGUCGAGAAGAUCCACGAGUACCUUCGGGAACUGGCGGCGAAGAUGCGCGAGUUUAAGAUCCCCGCUCAGAAGUACACCAUCUUCACCCAGCUCGGCAAAGACCCUAAAGAAUACCCCAAUGCGAACAGCAUGCCCUCUGUCCAGGUCGCGCUCCGCCUUAUGGCAAAAGGAAAGCACGUCAAAGCCAAAGAUGUCAUGUCCUUCGUCAUCACUGGCGAAAGUGGCGGAUCUGCCGAGACUGCUGCAAAGAAUGCCUAUACCCUUGAAGAUGUCCUGAAGCCUGAUUCUGGUCUCAAGCCUGACAUCGAUUACUACCUCCACAAGCAAAUCCUGCCUCCCGUCGAGCGUCUCUGUGCCCCCAUUGCAGGCACCAAUGUCACUCGUCUUGCGGAAUGCCUUGGUCUUGACACGUCCAAGUACCGCGUCAGCACCGUAUCUAGCAAUUCGCAAGAUGUCGAGAUCCACCCUCUGGAAUCGCAGAUACCAGAUGAGGUCCGCUUCAAGGAUUCGCUGCCUUUCACGCUUCGGUGCCCGUCAUGCAAACACCGAUCGACGUUCCGUGGGAUUGCUAAGACGCCAGAGGUAGUCUCACAUGAUGGCCUGGUUUGCACCAACACCUCUUGCGGUCGUCUCAUCUCAACGCUCUCCGUAUCUUCGCAGCUCGAAGCGCAGAUUCGCCAACACACGGCACGUUACUACGCCGGUUGGCUUGUUUGCGAUGACCCAGCCUGCGGUGCACGCACUCGCCAAAUGAGUGUAUACGGCCACCGGUGCCUGGGUCCUCAAGGGCGAGGUCUCGGCUGCGCCGGUCGUAUGGGCUACGAGUAUGGUGAUAAGGCCAUGUACAACCAGCUGCUGUACCUGCAGGGCUUGUUCGACGUUGACAAAACCAAGGCGACGAUAACGAAAGAGCGCAGCAUGGGCAAGGGGGUCAAUGGCGAAGUUGAGGAAAAGGUCACCAUCUUGGCAGAGGUUAACCGAGAGAGGUUCGAGACAUGGAGAGAUGUCGUCAAAUCGUAUCUGGACCGCAACGGUCGGCAGUGGGUACAAAUGGACAGUCUGUUUGCCUUUGCUCUCAAGGCAGCGUCGUCUUCGUAG